Messenger RNA from Biomphalaria glabrata, 6509 nucleotides. Its product is annotated as lactadherin-like. NCBI's taxonomy places the organism in Eukaryota, Metazoa, Mollusca, Gastropoda, Planorbidae. The coding region runs from base 982 to 2661 and encodes 559 amino acids. The transcript has 13 exons. The record is from RefSeq and is a predicted model, not a curated record.
AGCCUAGGUGAAAAAGGGGGCUAUGUGACAGCACAUUCUGUUUGGUUACAAAGCCAAACGUCCAAACGUUGGCAUUAAGUUUCAUCCAAUCAAUCUGUGUUUAGUUCUAGGGGAAAUCUCGUCUCCUUGAUCGUUUGUUUCCUUAGUAAGACAUUAUUCUGAAGUUCUUAGUCAUUCUAAAUUAACACAUCGGACAUACACUGUGUUUAGAUUUAGAUCUAGUUUUCAAAUCUAGAUUUAUUUAUACAUUUUCUUUUUCAGACGGAUUAUCUUUAUUAUUAGAAAUUUGUGUUGAGAAAAACUGGAUGCAAUUUUAAUGAGGUUUUAAAAUUCAUGAGAUUUGUUACAAAUAAACUCUUGUGGAGACGGAGUUUUGAAAUACUUAUCUAUUGAAAAGAGGCGGGCUUUAGCAGACGACUGUGGUUAUUAUUAUUAUUAUUAUUUGGAUUAAAACUGUUUUCAUUCAAUUGGAUAUUUGGAGUAACUAGAUUAGAUCUAGUCUGUUCGGACACAUACUUCUCUUGGACCAAUUAACAUUCUGGUUAUCUCCCUUGCCUCUUUGUGCUAUUGAUCCCAUGCAUCAAGGCCACUCACGCCUAUGUCUUCACGCUCUGCACUGGCGCCUCCCAGACAGAGGCAAUGUAUGACAUCACUUCCGGACUGAUUCCCGAAAGGUGUAGAUCGAGUAAACGAGCAUGGAAGUUGAUGGGCCGCUAGGCUCCACCCUAUUGUCCUGAGCAGUUUCUACACAUUGUCUCUUUUUGUCACUCAAGAAAUUAAAACAUUCGCUCAGGAAUAUUCAGCCCAUUGAAGUGUUGAGGCCAAGGAAUCACAGAGUCACAGGCCAAGGAAUCACAGAGUCACAGGCCAAGGAAUCACAGAGUCACAGGCCAAGGAAUCACAGAGUCACAGGCCAAGGAAUCACAGAGUCUCUGUACAACUUUGUUUGCUCCCUUACUGGAGCUGCUAGUGAGAUUUCCUAUGUUUACAAAUAGACUUUCACCUUCUGAAGAAAAGAUGGCCAACUGGAUCAAAGGAUUACUGGUGUUAUUAACAAUCUUGUUGACCACAGGACGCUGCCGGGCCAGUGUCUGCAAGACCAACGGUCCCCUCGGUAUGAUCACAGGCGCUAUCAACGACUGGCAGAUCAGUUCCUCCUCUACCUACCCCAACGAGUGGGACAACGCCUGCCACGAGAAAUACGCCAGGCUGUACCUCCCUAACAAGUUUGGCUGGUGUGCCAAGUACAAGAGUUCCUCAGAGUGGCUCCAAGUUGACCUUGGAGUGGGAGCCAGGGUGACCGGAGUGUUGACUCAAGGUCGUGGGGAUGGCACUGAGUGGGUGACCAGGUUUAGCGUGUCCUACAGCAUGGACGCCUACCACUGGAACUACGUGACAGACAACUACAACAACGCAAUGGUAUUCGAAGGCAACACAGACUCGUUCUCAGUCAAACACAACUACCUGGACAAGCCCAUCAUGGCGCGCUACAUCAAGUUUCAUACUAUACAGUGGAACAGGCAUCCCAGCAUGCGCGUGGAAAUUAUGGGAUGUCAACUAUGCAAAGAACCACUGGGUCUACCACCCUAUGGCAAAAUGUCUGCAUCAUCAUCCAGAAAGUUCCAGAAGGGGAGCUCGUGCCAGCCGGAAGACGGUCAUAUUCUGAGCAGCAAAUCAUGGUGUUCCAAGAAACAGAAUGAUAGCCAAUGGCUGCAGAUCGAUGUCGGACCGCCCACUCUGAUCACUGGGAUCAUUACCAAAGGUCGAGGUGACACUCAGAGGAAUCACUGGGUCCAAAGGUUUAAGAUCGCCUACAGCAACGACACAAGGGUCUGGUAUAGUUACAAAGACGCUGUUCAUUUGCUGCCCAAGAGUCGUUGGCAGUGGAGUCCAUCUCUUAACACUAGCUCGUCUCAUUUAAUCUCUGACCAAUACUCGGAAACAGGACUGCUAUUUGGUGGCAACUCGGACAAAGACACUCCUAGAAUUCACUUCCUGUACAGCCCGUUCGUGGCCAGAUAUGUCCGGUUCCAGCCUGUGGAGUGGAAGGGCAAAAUAAGUAUGAGAGCUGGACUUCUGGGAUGUCCUUACACAGGUGAAUGUAGCGAGGGUUUUAUGAGAGUCAACGAAGACACGCCAUGCAUUGAGAACUUGGCCUACAAGAAGGACAGUUGGAUCAAUAAGAAAUUAAAUAAGCGACACAUCCGGGAGGGACAUGCCGAGCGUGCAGUGGACGGCGACCUUGACCUCAGACUGCAGAGUUGCACCAUCCUUGACAACCUGUACGGGAAAUAUCCUCUGUGGACUGUGGACCUGGGCCAGAAGACUACAGUCUCAGGUGUGGUCAUCUACACCUGGCAGGGGGAUGGGCCAGCAAGAUCUGUGUCCUUUAGAGACUACAUGAGGAACUUGGACCAGCUGGUGGUCUACGUGGACGACAAGAUCCAGAAGAAAGAGGACGAGCAUGAUGAGUCCUACGCCUCUGGCAAUAUGUGCAACUACAUCUCCUCCAUUAACAAUGCACUCUUCAGCAAGAGGCUGGUGCUGCAGUGCGUGGGCAACCUCGUUGGCCGCUAUGUCUUGAUUGAGGCUUGGGGCAGGCAGAUUGGCUGGUCCAGGCUCUUCGGGGCAGUCCUCUGUGAGGUUCAAGUAUUCAAUUAAUUUCACCAUCUGCCCACCGUCUUCCCCAGCCCCAAUUCUCAUCUAAACUUUGGGACUUGAAGGGCGAUGUUAUUUCAACUUUUUUGUGUGGAUCAGACGUGUCUACACUACACAAGUCUAACACAUUGCUCUUGAAGAGACCUCCUCCUAGAUAUCAAUGUAGAUCCUAACAGUUUAUCAAAAUGUUUAUAUUUGGAAGAUAUUCACUUUUUUUGCAACAUUGUAUUUUAAAGUUCUUGAUUGGAGAAUGUGUGCAAACUUCAUCUCUUCAAAGGAUGUGAAUCAUAAUAUAGAUUGGAACUUUCUACUAUCACAUUCAACUGUAAAGAAAUUAUGCAUAUUACAUUAACGCUGAACAUACAGAUAUUAUUGAAAUGCACAAAAAAAAAAAAAAAAGGUUUUAAAAUGUUGGAUAACGUUCAUUAGGACCUUCCUUGUUUCAGCUAUCAGUACAUAAUACAUUUAUCUAAUAAGGAAGUGAACACAAGCAAAGAGAGGUAAUUCAAUUAUAAAGAAUAUUACCAAUAAGUAGUUCUUGCCCUUGUUCAAGUUGUGGCUUUAAGUAACAUUUUCUAUUCAAUCUACGCUGUUCCACAUCUUCAUGUUUGAUUUAGAAAUGUAUGUGUCUAGAGCAGUUCACACAACUCACCGUUGGACUGUUUGAAUGUUAUAAUAAAAACAUAACAAAAUGGUUUGGAAUGAAUGAAACCAAUGGACAUUUUGGUUUCUAAUUUUCUACACUAUAAUAUUACUUUGGGAUCAAGGACUUAUGAUAAAUCCUUGCACUAGGUCACAAUCAGUGUACUUACUUAGUACCUACAUCGGCCAGUGCAGUGACUCACUGAAUAGAUCAAACUGUGUAUGGAUGAAAUGUGCUAGCCCAACAGUAUGUGGAGGCUCUCUAUUUCAACAUGCAGCACUUGCUGGACCCAACAAACAUUCAAACAUUUCUAGCAUUCUUCUAGAAACUGCUGCUACAUAAGGAAACAGUAAUGCUUCUUUCAUAAGCAUUUAUUUAUUUUCAUUCCGAAGACAUCCAUCUUUGAAUGGUGAAACUAAUUCUUCAACAAACUUAAGACAAGGGAGCUAGUUUGCAAGAAACAACUUUUGUCAUAGACAAAACAAUGUCAAAAAAAAAAAAAAAAAACCCAGAUACACACAUAAGCCCCCAGAAAAUAAUUAUAUUUUAAAGAAGACUUUCAGACUGGUUUCUAGACACUUGAUUAAGAAACUUGUUGCCCAAGAUGGACAAAACUAAAUAAACAAUAAAUCCUUGUGAAAUCUUUAGGCAUCGUCUGAAAUGAAACUUUGGACAUUAUCAAAAAUUUCAGAGCAUAUUUUGGGAGAUGGUCAGAUUAUUUAUUGCAGACAUUGUUGGAGGAAAUAAAUAAAUAAAUGUUGGAAAAACUAGAACUGAAGAAUUCUUUGUGUAGGGGAGUGGAAAAUUGUUGUUAAGUGACGGCUAACAUUAUAUACUAUGAUCAAAAACCAUAGCCGACUUCUCUAUUAUCAACAUUAUUCUGUUUCAUGAACUUUGUGUAUGUUUGUCUUGUCAGAUUUUCACAGUGUCAUUGCAAGCUGUAAAAGUUGACAGAUGAUCAAUGUCUGAGUGUAGCUACUAAAGCAAUAUCUUAGCAAGAAAUAUUAGUGUAUAUUAGGUCAAAACAUUUCCUUGAUGAUUUUUAUCCUUUGGGUGUCUAUCUAGAGGCCCAGGAGCUUUUAAAAAUGAGACAUUGAUUUUGAUGGAUAUGUUACUCAAACAAUCUUUGCUUAUGUGAAAUGACUUUUGAUUAAAAAGGAUCAAAUAUAUAUAUAUAUAUAUAUAUAUAUAUAUAUAUAUAUAUAUAGGUUAAAAUUUCUAAUCUAAUAAAUUUCAAGAAAUAGUUGGAAAUAGUAAGUGAAUAAUGUAUUUUAUUUUUAAAUUGCAUAAAUUGAGGACAAAGUUAUACCUUUUGUUUUGUUGUUUUAUUGAUUUGCUUCAACAGUAAGCUAAGUUUUUUUUUACUCGAGUGACAGAUGAUCACAGAAUGAAACUUAGGAAAGAAAUGUUCUACAGGGAGCAGUCCAAAGUGUCAAGGGAAAUGAUCUUUGUGUUGGCCACAUGAUGCACUCAUAUCUUUAUCAUUUGAGUAGCUGAAACAUUUUCAGGAUUGAAUACAAGCUAGCAAAUAUAUCCCACUGAUCAUUGUACAAGUGUAACUCAUGUCUACAUGCUAUCAAGACUACCUCCAACUAUAUAUUUUUUUUUUACAUUCUAGGCAAGCAACUCUAUAUUGUACUGCUAUUUUUUUAUUGGUGUCUAUUAAACAUUGUUUUGUUAUAUAACAUUGUAUGUGUUAUAAAACAUAUCAAAGCUAGUAUAGACUUAUUUUCUGUUCAUUUUGAAUAGUGUGUGAAGUCAUUAUCUAGCAUGUUUUGUUUUUUAAGUUUAAUGACAAGUUACAAUUGUUUCAAUUGUAGGCUUCAUUGGUGGUGGGGGGGGGGACAUAUUUGGUUUUGUUAACCUAAAAAUGGAAAAAAAAUGAGUAGUAUUUUAUUAGGGCUAGAUCUAUAUUUUUUCAAAUCUUUAGAUAACAUUUUAGCUACAGUCAACUAGACAACACAUUAGCAACAGCCAACUAAACAACAUGUUAGCUAGAGUCAAUUAAACAACAUCUUGGCUGCAGUCAACUAAACAAUAUGUUGGCUGCAGUCAACUAAAUCAUUGAACACUGGAAGACUAUGAAAACGUGUUUUUAAUGGCCUGCUAUUUAUCUAAUGGAAUGACACUCGCCUAACAAGUUGUAGUUUUUAAUAUUCAUUCAUUUAUCUUCCAUUCUAAUUAUCUUUUUUUUUGUUGUUGAAUAACUAUUUCUUACCAUAUAUAAAGUACAAACUUGGUACAAACUGUGAUUUGUAGUGUAUACUGCUAUAUGUCAUGUCUCUUCUAGCCUUCUACCAUAUAUAAUGUGUAUCAUGACUAUUAUGUCCUUGUUGGAACUUAUUUAUUGAAUGUCUACUUAUAUUUCUGGAGAUUGUAUAUGUCGUCUAUGUACUACUGUGGUACAGGUAGUCACUGGACAGUGUUCAGAGCCCAACAGCUUCAAGUGUGAAACCUCGAACUGACAGUGUUCCACUGGACUAAGAUGUACAGAAUAGAAACAAGUCAUCAAAACUUUGUUAGUCUAGAUCAAAAGUGAAGUUUAUUUGUAGCAUGGAAAACCUCAAGAGACUAGUAUACUGGCAACUGAAUACAAUGUUUUAUCAGCAGCAUACUGACAUCUAGAAAGAAAUCUCAACUUUCAGAAAGUCAUGAAAUGACUUAAUUGUAAUUAAGUUGUGCCAAUGUUAACUUUUUAGCCCACACCUGCGCUAAGUGUUAAUAGUUAAGUUUGACCCUUGAAAUAUAGGAAAUGAAAUGUUGUAUAUAAAAGAAAGCAAUUUUGAUGAAAGUCCAAGAUAUUUUCUUGAAAAAUGUCAGUGAUAUUUUUUUAAUGUUGAAACCAAACAACUUGGUCACAGUAGCUCUAACAACAAAGACAUUGAGCUCUCUCUAAAACUAUCCUAAAUAUUGAAGGAAAGGCAGAUUAGAUUUAAUCAGCUAUUUUUUUCUUGAGGUUGAUUUCAGAUAUGUAUGUCAGUGUGUUGAGUGGUUAGUGUUAGUCUGUUCAGUACUUUGAUAUAAUGGUGUGAUAUUUCAAUACAUAUAUAUAUAUAUAUAUAUAUGCUGUUCCUAACUAAGGGUGGCUACUGUGUACAUCUGUGUGAUGGAAGUGUAGGUGAUCUGAAUGCAUGGAACAUAAUAAUGUAUGAUUGGUACAGCACUAUUGGCUCUUGUGACUUUAUAUUAUUAAAUAUCACAUUUAGAA